This is a messenger RNA of Trichoderma virens Gv29-8, 1920 nucleotides long. RefSeq lists its product as uncharacterized. NCBI's taxonomy places the organism in Eukaryota, Fungi, Ascomycota, Sordariomycetes, Hypocreales, Hypocreaceae. Gene Ontology annotation, biological process: intracellular iron ion homeostasis; copper ion import; iron ion transport. The transcript is spliced from 2 exons. Gene Ontology annotation, cellular component: plasma membrane. Gene Ontology annotation, molecular function: ferric-chelate reductase activity. Bases 1 to 1920 code for a protein of 639 amino acids. The record is from RefSeq and is a predicted model, not a curated record.
AUGGACAUGGACAGUGAUAGCCCGUCGUCCUCUGCAGCGCUGACCCCGGCCGGUGUCGACUUUUCCAAUGAAACUCAAGCGUUUGACUUUUUGCAAGAGAUUCUCGAUGACUCAAUUUUCGGCGCAGUUGGCAAUCAGUACGCACGGUAUUUCUGGUAUGGAGUCGUAGUGGUCAUUGGCAUGGCGAGUCUCUGCAAUUUUGUGCAGACGUUGACAGUACAAAUCAGACUCAGACGAAGCGCAAGAAACCGUUCUGGACCAGCAAAGCCCGCGAAUCUCUUGACCCAAUCCAUCGCCACUGCGACCGCCCUCCUUCGAGAGCCGAGCUACCUCCAAAUGACGCCUGUAUCAGCAUCAACUUGGUUAAAAGUGCCUCCACUUGGCCAUGUUUAUGUCGUCGCCGCGUAUUUGGCUUUUAUCCUUGCUCUAGUGUUUAUCAACAACAAUGUCCCUGGUGCACAGCACUUCCAGGCUCUGAGUAUACGUGCUGGAUGGCUCGGAGCGGCGCAAGUGCCGCUGCUGGUGUUAACAUCAAGCAAGACAAGCCUGAUUAGCUUCCUUGUCAACUCGUCUGUCGAACGGCUCAAUGUCUACCACCGAUGGGUCUCGCGUGGCUUGCUGUUGCUGGCAACUUUGCACUUUGGCCUACAGAGCCAUGCCUGGAACCUCUAUGGCCUGAUGGCCCUUGAAUGGCAAACCGACGAGUGCCCGCCCACAGGCAUGGCUGCGUAUGCCCUCUUACUCUGGAUGAACCUGACCUCGCUGGCACCGUUGCGGCUCUUCUCGUAUAAGUUGUUUGUCGUGCAGCACUUGCUCACCUAUUUUGGCUUUACAGUUGCAAUUGUCUAUCACCUGUAUGGGACUUCGUCGCCCUAUUCGACUAAUUACAUCUACAUUAGCAUUGCCCUGUAUCUGGUUGGUCAGUUAAUUCGCCUUGUGAGGAUGAUUGUCAUCAACAUUCGACCGAGUAGAGUGACCCUGAUACCGCUCGAGGGUAGUGCGACCAAGAUCCGGCUUUCUAGCCGGCAGAUCAAAUCAUGGCCGGCAGGCUCGUAUGCACGCUUGUUCAUCCCCCGGUUCAGCCUUUUGCAGGGACACCCAGCGACGAUAUUGUCGACUCCAUCAUCACAUGGAGGUGAUCUGGUGUUUAUCCUGCGGUCCUGCGGCGGCUUUACCAAGCGUCUUCUCAGGGCUGCUCAAGUUGAGAAGCAUCAGCCUAUGCACCUGACGCUCAUUGACGGGCCUUAUCCCAGCCCGCAUGCGGAUUUUGCCUGCUUCGAUACGCUCGUCCUAGUUGCCGGGUCGACGGGAAUAACCUUUACUCUCUCCGUUCUUCAGGAUAUUGCAGAACGUGCCAAGAUGCACAAAGCCCUUCCACUUCGAAGCGUUCAUUUCAUCUGGGCAAUCAAACACCUCAAUUGGAUAUCUUGGGUCUCCGAAGAGCUGCGCACGGCGUUCAGUGUUCUGCAAGAGGCGGGUAUUGAAACGCUCUGUAGUGUUCAUAUUACCGGUGGCGAUGAUGUUGCUCGCGACGAGGAGUCUACUGGAGGAAGCCAACUUAAAUGCUGCCAAUCAAAAAGACACGAAAAAGAACAUGACAGUGGAGUUGAUGAACAGCCUAUCCCUGGUAACGAGAAGACUUUGAAGGAGAGGAUGCCGCAAAAAAAGAGACCAGAGAACCGUAGGACUUCGAAUAUAUACCUUUCGUUCGCUGAGGUGCAUUUCGGACGGCCUCCGUUCCGAAAACUCCUUGAAAGACGAGUGAGCCAGGCACAAGGCGAGACGGCCGUCGCCGUUUGUGGCCCAUUCGGGUUAUCAGUUGCAGUGAGGUUGGCCGUUGUGAAAGUAAGUGAUAAUUUGGCUGUAGACAAGGGGAGCGGAUUGGAUGGACUAUACUUGCAUGUCGAAAAUUUUGAUUAG